UGAGAAUUUACUAGCUUUCUAGAAUUCAACCUGUCCAGAUCGGCCAGAAAAGAAGAAGACAAGUUGGUUAUUUGCUUAUUGGGGUCAUUUCUAUAAAUUCAAGUAGAGAUUUUGGGAUUCAUCCGAGUAGAGCAGUGGAAGGAAGAAGGUAAAUAGUAGGAAGAAAAAAAAAUCAUGGAAGAGUUGGAUGAAGUUCCUCAACUUAUCCAUGGAGUUCUGGAAGUAACGAUCUUUGAAGCAAAUCAUCUCCAUCACUUACUUCAUGGCACAAUCAUAAAGGUUGAAGAAAGCAUAGAAAAGGCCUUACACUUGCAUGCAGUCGCUCAUCGAAAGCUGUAUGCCACUGUAGAUAUUGGCAUUGCAAGGCUAGCAAGAACCAGGGAAGUAGAGUUCCAUUCAACUAACCCUAAGUGGAAUGAGUCAUUUAGGAUCUAUUGUGCCCACACGUCAUCUUCCAUCCACAUCUCAAUCAAGAACCAACUCUUGGUUAGUGGCAAGGUCGUUGGCCGUGCUAAGAUCCCUAUCCAUGGCAUACUCGAAUCGAAGCUUGUUGAAGGCUGGUUUAACCUUUACGACGAUGAUGGCCACAGAGUCAAGGAAGCACAAGUUCGAGUUUCUCUCAAGUUUUUUGAAGCCUCUUCUGACCGUUUCUGGAAUUCUGGAAUUAGACUCCCUGAAUUCACAGGAAUACCAAAUUCUUAUUUCCCAGAAAGAACUGGAUGUGAAGUCACACUAUAUCAGAACGCACAUCUUUCAAACAAUUUUCAGCCAAAGAUUCACCUUUAUGGGCACAAACUUUACAAUCCAAGAAGAGUGUGGGAAGAUCUUUACAUUGCAAUUUCAGAGGCCAAACAUUUCAUUUAUGUUGCAGGUUGGUCUGUGAAUGUGAACAUAACACUCAUCCGUGAUCCUGAAAGAAUGAUUCCUGGAGCAGCUGGUGUGUCUAUUGGAGAAUUGUUAAAGAAAAAAGCAGAUGAUGGCGUGUUGGUUUUGGUGAUGGUGUGGCAAGACCGGACUUCUGUUUCGUUGCUGGGAAAUGCCGGGCUAAUGAAGACUCAUGAUGAAGAGACCCUCAAUUUCUUUGAGGGAAGUAAUGUUAAGUGUUUUCUUUGUCCAAGAAAUGCCGAUCCUUCGCUCACAGCAGUUCAACAUGUUGAGGUCAAUGCUGAGUUCACUCAUCACCAAAAGACGGUAUCACUAGAUGUCGCUGAGGUCGGAAGCAACAGGGCUCGUCGUGUCGUGAGCUUUAUUGGAGGGAUUGAUCUUUCUGAUGGGAGAUAUGAUGAUGAGAAACACACACUAUUUGGUAAAUUGGAUACUGCAUAUGCGAAUGAUUUCUUGCAGAAUAAUUUCCCGGGUGCAAGCCUUCGGCUUGGCGGCCCAAGGGAGCCAUGGCAUGAUCUUCAUUCCAAGCUCGAGGGACCUGCAGCCUUGGAUGUGCUCACAAACUUUGAGCAGAGGUGGAAGAAACUAUCACCCGAGGAGUUAUCAAAUUGCUUGUUGAAUAUUCAGGAUAAGCCUGAUGUCUUCCCCCUACCUUCAAAUUUAACAACUGGUGAGUCUUGGAAUGUCCAGGUGUUUCGAUCCAUUGAUGAUUCAUCUGUAAUUGGUUUUCCCUCGAAUCCUGUUGAGGCUUCAAAAAUGGGGCUGACAAAUGGAAAAAACAUCACAAUUGAUCAAAGCAUACAUUCUGGGUACAUCGAGGCUAUCAGAAGAGCAAAGAGAUUCAUCUACAUUGAGAACCAGUACUUCAUGGGGAGCUCUUCAUCAUGGAAGCAGGAUCAAGAUACUGGGUGUUUGAAUUUAGUCCCAAUUGAGAUUGCUCUGAAGAUUGCAAGCAAGAUAAAAAUCGGCGAGAGGUUUACGGCUUAUAUCAUUACACCGAUGUGGCCCGAGGGAAUCCCUGAAGGGGGUGUGGUACAGGCAAUACUUCACUGGUAUAGAUUGACCAUGGAGAUGAUGUAUGGAAUUAUAGCAAAAGCAAUAGAGGAGGCAGGCUUGGCUGGGAAGACUCACCCAACUGACUAUUUGAACUUCUUCUGUUUGGGGAAUAGGGAGAUAAAGCGACCCGGGGAAUAUGUGCCUCCUGAUAAACCAGAGCCUGAGACAAACUACUGGAAAGCUCAGGUUAACCGGCGUUUUCUCAUUUAUGUGCAUGCCAAGCUCAUGAUUGUGGAUGAUGAGUAUGUGAUCAUUGGCUCAGCGAACUUAAACCAGCGAUCUUUGGCCGGCGACCGAGACACUGAGAUUGCUCAUGGUUCCUACCAGCCAGCAUACCUUAAUGCGGAGCACGGGCAAGCUCGCGGUCUCGUUCAUGGCUACCGAAUGUCACUAUGGUAUGAGCACUUCAUGAGCCAUCAUCCUGGUUUGCAUCGAGUUUUCCUGGAACCUGAGAGCUUGGAAUGUGUAAGAGCCGUGAGAAGCAUCACUGAGAAUUUGUGGGAGAAAUACAUUGGAGAUGAGGUUGUGAACUUGCCUGGUCAUCUAUUGCCAUUUCCUGUCAGGGUUUCUGCUGAAGGAGAGUUGUCAGAGCUCACAGCUGAUGGUUGUUUUCCAGACACUAAGGCAUCUAUCAAAGGUGAUGGUUCUUUGAAAUCUUUGGCCAUUCCUCCUAUGGUGACUAACUAAGCUUGAGUUUGUUUUUCAUCAAAUAAGGUACCUGUAUGUGUGCCCCGGUGCUUCUUUGCUAUUAUUAAGGAUUGAAUGCUUGAAAGAAGUAUCAUAAAAUUGUGCUUUUCAAGCUAAUAAAGCAUCUUGAUGUAGUUGCUGUAAGAAAAAGUUGAAAUCAAGAAGCUAACUGAUCUCAAUUCCUGGCCCUCAAGUUGGAUAGAAUUUUUUCUCUUGUGGCAUUUUA
This is a messenger RNA of Dendrobium catenatum, 2854 nucleotides long. RefSeq names its product phospholipase D alpha 1-like. The transcript is spliced from 3 exons. Gene Ontology annotation, biological process: phosphatidylcholine metabolic process; phospholipid catabolic process. Lineage: Eukaryota; Viridiplantae; Streptophyta; Magnoliopsida; Asparagales; Orchidaceae. The coding region runs from base 175 to 2628 and encodes 817 amino acids. Gene Ontology annotation, molecular function: calcium ion binding; D-type glycerophospholipase activity. The record is from RefSeq and is a predicted model, not a curated record. Gene Ontology annotation, cellular component: plasma membrane.